AUGAAGCACGGUCGUCGCUGUGUGGUCCAAACCUUGAGUAUUAUCCUUACAAGUUCCGCUGUUCUGCUGCUUGUUUUCGCCAUGGUUUCGCCGCAUUGGCACGUCGGGAAGCGUUGGUUCUCUGCGCUUGGAUUCUUCUGCUUCGUCAACAAAGAACACAGGGAGGUGUGCCGAUAUAUGAACGAAGAUUUGAGCAAUGUAAGUUCUUUUUUUUAUAGCCCAUUCGAAAAAAAAAUUUCGAGCUGCGCCCGAAGCUUUUGAAAAAAAUUUUAAAAUUUUGAGUUUUUUGCCAAAAAAGGUGUUUUCCAACCAAAAUUCAACUAAAUUAUGCUUAAAAAUACUUUUUUUAACACUUUUUGGACCUUGAAACAGAAUGCCAGAGAUUUCCCAAAUUUGGCGGGAAAACGAAAAUUCAAAAAAAGUUGGCCCAAAGACUAUGGUAACAUAUUUUUAAUGCCUUUGAAGGUGAAAUACGUGAAAUAUUGUGAAUUAAAAAAAAAUUAAUUUUAUGAAUUUUUUGGCCUUUUCCAGCUGAACCUACUGUAAUAUCAAAAAAUCUCAAUUUUUCCGCCAUCGUCGAUUAUUUUCAGGAAGGUCGCUUAAGAUCCGGAUUGUUCAACAUUUUCCAAGGCAUGGAAAUGAGCGCGAUUCUCUUUGGAAUUAUCAGCGUUGUCUGCGGGAUCGUCUUCACGACCUGCGUAAGACCCACGUAUUUCUUCAUGUUGUCGGUCUUUAAUCUCCUGGCCGCCGUAACGUCCUGCGUGGGCAUUGGAACGGUGUUUUAUUUUGCGGGCCGCUGGCAUCAUCAUGAUUCCUCCAGUCCAGGCGGAAUCAGCUUUUGGAUGGCGAUUACGGCAGACGUAUUGUUCGUUUUUGGCGCAGCACUAGGGUUGGCAACGUACAAAGUUGAGGUCAAGGAGAAAGAUAAGGAGGUAUUUCAAUAA
Messenger RNA from Bursaphelenchus xylophilus (pine wood nematode), 944 nucleotides. The record is from the annotation of a GenBank genome assembly. NCBI's taxonomy places the organism in Eukaryota, Metazoa, Nematoda, Chromadorea, Rhabditida, Aphelenchoididae.